CUCUUCCUCGUCUUUAUUGUAUCUUUGACUUUCUUGAAAGUCCCCCCUGCAAAUUCCAGGUCACUGCUCUGCUACACAACAGGAAUGAAGAAGAUGGUCUUGAAAUUGGAUUUGCACGAUGACAAGGCAAAACAGAAAGCCAUGAAAGCAGUUUCUGGCCUUUCUGGAAUUGAUUCUAUAGCCAUGGACAUGAAGGAGAAGAAACUGACGGUCAUCGGGGCUGUUGACCCGGUCGAGGUGGUGAGCAAGCUGAAGAAGAAAUGGUACACCGAGAUUCUGACGGUCGGGCCGGCCAAGGAACCUGAGAAGAAGGACGAGCCCAAAAAGGAAGAGUCCAAGAAAGAGGAAGGCAAGAAGGAGGAUGACAAGAAGAAGAAGGAAGAGCAGCAGAUUGCAGAGCUUGUCAAGGACUACGAAGCCCGUAAUCCACACCUCACCAGAUAUUACCACGUGGUCAGCAUGGAAGAGAACCCGAAUUCUUGUGUCAUAUGUUAAAAUAAUUUGAAUCAUCUUUGAGUUUUGUGAGAG
Rhodamnia argentea is the source of this 528-nucleotide messenger RNA. Its product is annotated as heavy metal-associated isoprenylated plant protein 39-like. NCBI's taxonomy places the organism in Eukaryota, Viridiplantae, Streptophyta, Magnoliopsida, Myrtales, Myrtaceae. The record is from RefSeq and is a predicted model, not a curated record. Gene Ontology annotation, molecular function: metal ion binding. The transcript has 5 exons. The coding region runs from base 85 to 495 and encodes 136 amino acids.